Messenger RNA from Aspergillus wentii DTO 134E9, 2609 nucleotides. RefSeq names its product FAD/NAD(P)-binding protein. The transcript has a single exon. The coding region runs from base 131 to 2467 and encodes 778 amino acids. NCBI's taxonomy places the organism in Eukaryota, Fungi, Ascomycota, Eurotiomycetes, Eurotiales, Aspergillaceae. The record is from RefSeq and is a predicted model, not a curated record.
CGGAGAGAGUCUCGUCCGGAGGCCUAUAUAUACCCAUCCAAUCCGGCCGUACUGUCUCAAACAUCAAUCGCAUUCACUCUUUUGAAUAUUCCAUCCUUAUAUCCACUUCCACCCUCUCAUGUCUUUGAAAAUGCCCCAAUUUGUCCCCCCUUCCCCGGAAGAUGUCGUGAUUGUCGGUGGUGGUGCCAGUGGUCUGGCCGUUGUUCUCCAGCUGGUUGAGCGUCUUCGAAAUGGAAAGACCGUGAAGAAAGUGACGCUCGUCGAUAAGAACAGCAUUGCUGGUCCUGGACUGGCCUAUUCCCAGGACUGCGCCGGUACUAUCCUCAACAUGCCCAAGCAGACCAUGGGCCUCUUUGCCAACAACCAAAACCACUUUAACGAAUGGCGUCAAGAUCCAAAUCUGGAUCUAUACCCCGCACGAACAACAUAUGGCGAGUAUCUUCAGGCCAUGUGGACCAAGACCGUCCAAGACGCCGAGCAAAUGGGCGCCAGGUUCUCCUUUAUCGCCGAUGAGGUCGACGAUAUCGACCGUCUCGACGAUGGCACAUUCUCUCUCAGCUUCAUGGGCAAGACAAAGAAGAUGUCUGCUCGGAAUGUCGUGCUGGCCAUUGGCAACUUCACCUCUGUCGUCAACACUCAUCUGCUCAACAUCCCCGGCUUCUUCCCCUCGCCCUGGCCUACAACCGGAUUGAAGACCAUCCCAACAGACGCCCCCGUCAUCAUCAUUGGAUCCCGUCUGUCUGCUAUCGAUGCUGCGACGAACCUCCAAAGCAAUGGCCACCAGGGCUCCAUCACCUUCAUGUCACGCAGUGGCUGUCUGCCCAAAGUACAAGGCCCUGCCAUUCCCUUUCCCCGUCGCCACAACCUCUACACCACCGCCAGACAUGCGCAGGCCCAGGCCGACAAUGGAGGCUCAUUAGCCCGAAUCAUCAGCGAUGUCAUGGAGGAGAUUUCCCAAGUCACCGGCAACGACUGGAGAUGGCUGUUGCAGACACACGAAUGCCCUCUCGAAGAGUUUGAAGCCGAUCUUGAAUCUGCCCGAGCCGGUACUGUGGAAUGGCAGACGGUUCUGAAGGCCACAGCUCCCAUCGUGGAGCGAUACUGGCGCUCGCUGGAGACUCACGAUAAGAAGCUGUUCAUGGACAAGUUCUACAGUUCCUGGAUGCGAUACCGUCACGGAACGCCUAUCCAGAAUGCAGAGAAGAUCCUCAGGAUGAUGAAGAAAGACCAGCUAAACGUCGUCAAAGGCAAGGAUGUCCAGUGGAAUGGCGAGACCUUCAUCGCAAAGACUUCCUCUGGUGACAUCAAAGCGCCGUAUGUCAUCGAGGCCACUGGCCAGGAAUGCCGUGUCGCUCAGAUGCCAUCGCCAUUGAUCCAAUCUACCCUUCGAAAAGGCCUCGCCACUCCCCAUCCAUUCGGCGGUCUUGAAGUCGACUUCGACAACCUCCGAGCCUCUCCCGGCCUGUACGCCAUCGGAUCUCUCACCCAGGGUACUCACUUCUACGUCAGCUCGGUCGACCGCAUCGCAGAUCAUGCCCGACGGAUGGCUGAUGAGCUGACCGGAGAGCCUCUGGCACGGUCCAUGCACGUUGCUCUUUUCCUCGGUGGCGAUGCAUUCUCCCAUCUCAUGGCCAGCAAGUUGGUUCCCCAGAUCCUCGCUGAAGGCCACAUGCCGUUUGUCUUCCUGUUGCCCUCAAACAAGUCCAGCACAAAGAACUCGUCCUUCCGUGAGCAUCAACUCGCCUUUUUGGAGCAGUCUCUUAUGAAGCAGCACGUCAUCCCCUUCUUGAAUGAUACCCCAGGGAAGAACGCUGCCCAUCUCACUGUCGAGAAGCUAAAGUCCACCUAUGGCAUUCUCGUCCAAGAAGUUGAUGAUCGUGUUUCGGCCACUCUGGAGAAGCAUCAUGUGGAUGUCGGUCUAUCUCUGCAGUGCACCCACAGCCAGACCCUGCCAAAGGACAUCGUCAACUACUUCUCCUCGUCGCGAAGACUUCUCAAUGUUCAUCUUACCGUUCCACCCACCAUCACCUCUUCGUCCAAGCAGCCAACUGAGUCCUCCCCAUACUGUCUGCACGACGUCCAUGACCACUGUGAUCAGAUCCAGAAGGAUCUCAGGUCACUUUCCUUGGAGUACUCCAAGCCGAUGCUGCACUACAAGAACGACACUUUUGCCUCUGCCGUGGAGUUGGCCAUGAAGGCAAUCGACCAUGUCUCUCGCGGAAAGGAGAUUCCAGAGACAUUGAAGCCAAAGCAAGCCAAGCAGAAUGGAUCUGUAAAGGAGACUGGAAAGGUCCAGGCCAAUGGCUCCACCGCAGCAGACGUUGAGAGCCUGGUCAACAUCAUCGUCAAGUCGUAUGCAUCGCCUGAGGAGCAAGGGAUCUUCCACGCAUAUCUGUCGAAAGUUGUCAAGGAGUGGCACGAAGAGAGUUGUCGAGGGAACUGUGUGAUGCAAAAAGUCGUUGUUUGAUUGUUUGAUAUUCCAGUUUAUUUAUAUUUAUAUUCCUUUUGUUUGGGAUACCUAGUCUGAUGAUAAUGAGUGCGAUUACUAUUAAUCUCAUAUAAAUAUGGCAGUUAAAUAUGUUAUGAAUGAUAUUUUCUAUUAAUAUUAC